AUCAAAAUAUUCAUAAAACAGCUCACUUACCAGCCCCACGCAUAGACUGUGUGGAUGUGUGUGGAGCAGAUAUAUGGAUAGCAUCGCUUCUGUCUGGAAGGAGGCAGAUCUCUUGGCUGGCGGUGUGUGUGUGUGUGUGUGUGUGUGUGUGUGUGUGUGAGCUGGCUGCUUCUCUUACAGUCAUCUUACCGCUCCACGCUGCUGGUGCUCUGCCAGCGCUCACAGCCCUGACUCUGAGUGAGGACGACAUUAAUGGGUCCCUCUCUCUUCUGCAGGCUAAUGAUGGACGUAUGCAUGAUAUUCCCUGAAACUAGCCCAAAUAAAUACAGCACGAGCACACACAAACACGCGACUGCGAGGCCUAUGGGAGGCAGUGAUGCUGCGAGCAGACAGUCUGCAGCUACACACGCGAACACGCCACACACAGAGUGAGAGAGAGAUGGAGCAAAUUUAGUCCAUAAUACAGGGAAGGCAAAUCGCACAACCACACGCGCGCGCACACAUGUGCAUGUGCCGUGGCAUCAGGAGACCAGAUGCUUUAUUGUCUUAGCGGAUGGAUGGGUGGAGGUCUGGGCGCUAAAGCGAGGAUGCAGGCAUCACGCUGAGGGUAAGCGCUUCACAUCUCAGCUCUGCCUCUGCCUCUCUCUCUCUCUCUCUCUCUCUCUCUCUCUCUCCCUCUCUCUCUUUUUCUCUGUUGCAGCCGCGUCCUCGCAUUCGUUUUGCUCCGCCUCAUUGGUGCUUCCCCAUGCCCUGCUCUCUCUCUCUCUCUCUCUCUCUCUCCGAUCUCCAGGCCAAUUGGUUGCCUGCCUUCAACCUUCAGCCGUUAUCUUCUCUCUUCCUUCGGCUGUCUCCGCGUCUCUCCUCGUCCUCUGUCUUCAUUCAACUCGUGAAGAAUGAUACGCAUACGGGAGGUGAGAGGAACUUUCCAGCGCGAGUGAACAGGAGAUAAAGUGCGCAAAAGGAAGGACGCUGGAAAAUACUAUCAGCCGUGAUUGGAAAGUUUGAGAGGAGACAACAUUUCCAGACUGAAAAUGAAAUUGGAGGAGGUGUAGUUACCUCUUAUCAGUCGUCUAACAGAGAGGGCCGUGGGGCAAACAGAGGUCUGAACCAAAGAGCAAUUAAACCGUCAAUUACAUCAGAUGGAGGUGGAUGUAGCAGAUGAGAAGCACCAUCGCACAUGCUCAAAAGUUCCCCUGGAGCCAGCCAUACAAGAGCUGUUCAGUGUGUACGGCUGUCCUGUCGCCAAGAAGAAAAAACCCCUGGAGAGUCAUGCGCUGGAGCCCUCGCCCAAGAGGAAGGUGUUUCUAACAGUCGUAGACCAGCAGUCAAUGGAGAAAUGCUAUAAUACAAACAAGAUUGAGGAGAUGGAUGAAAAAGAUGAGGAAGAGGAGGAGGAGGAGGAAGAGGAAAAAGAAGACGAAGAGGAAGCGGAGGAGGAAUAUACAGACAAUGAGGACCAAUAUGAAGAGGAAGAGGUAGAAGUGAUAAAUGGAGAAGAGGAAGAGGUGGAGCAGGAAGAAGAGGACGUGGUGGAGGAAGAUGAGGAAGAAGAAGAAGAAAGAGAAGGGGAGGAUGAUGAAGAUGAGGAUGAAGUGGAGGAAGAUGUGCAAGAGGAUGAGGAGCAAAUUCAAGAAAUAGAGAGUGACCAUAUGAACUGCAGUUCCAGCAGGACAAGCCCCUCCAUGGAAAAAGACAACAACAACAACAGCAAUGAAUAUGACAACUACGAUGAACUGGUGGCCAAAUCUCUGCUUAACCUGGGCAAGAUUGCAGAGGAUGCCGCUUACCGGGCCAUGACUGAGUCUGAGAUGAACAGCAACUCUUCAAACAGCGCAGAAGAGGAAGAGGAUGAGGAAGAAGAAGAUGAAGAGGAUGAAGAAGAUGAGUAUGAGGAGGGCUCAAGGAAAGGUGAACUGAGUCUAGAUGUCAACAGUGAUGUGGUAAGGGAGACUGUGGACUCUCUAAAGCUCCUGGCACAGGGUCACGGAGUCACACUCUCAGAAAACCUCCACGAAAAGCCUUUUCAGGACGAUGGGAGCGAGAAAACGGACUGUGGAUACAUCAACGGAAAUGGAUCUGUGGGUAAUGGAGUCAGUCGUAACUGUGGUAAACCCACCAGUAAUAACCAGAUGGCAGAGAAGAGUGAUGAGGAAGUUUGUUUGAGCAGUUUGGAGUGUCUUCGCAACCAGUGCUUUGACUUGGCGCGCAAGCUAAGUGAGACCAAGCCAACGGAGCGGUUCAACAAUAACCAGCAGGAGGCUCAACAGCUUUAUCAAGAAGCCCAACAGCAUCAUCAGCGUCAGAGUCCCGAAGAGUCCCAUGUCCUUGAACGGAAUUACUCUGACAUGGUCAACCUGAUGAAGCUUGAGGAGCAGCUCAGUCCAUGCUCCAAAACUUUCUCCAGCUGUGCCACAGAGCACAAGAGCUUCCAGGACUGUGAUGAAGACACCACCUCCGUCACGUCGGACCGCUCAGAGGAUGUUUUUGACAUGACCAAAGGCAACCUGUCACUGCUGGAGAAGGCCAUAGCACUGGAAAUGGAGCGGACCAAAGCUUUGCGGGAAAAAAUGACUUCAGAAGCAGUCAGGAGAGAUAGACUGCAUUUGCAUGAGCAUGGUUUGAGGCACAGCUAUACAGAGGAGCGGAAGGGACGUAUGCACCACGAUGGCCUGAAGAAGCACUACUACCUUAAAGAUUCCUCACGGUCAGGGAAAAAGGAGAGCCGGUGUCCAACGCCUGGUUGUGACGGCACAGGUCAUGUGACGGGUUUGUACCCGCACCAUCGCAGUCUGUCUGGAUGCCCUCAUAAAGACAGAGUCCCACCAGAAAUUCUUGCAAUGUAUGAAAAUGUUCUUAAGUGCCCUACGCCUGGCUGCACGGGCCGGGGUCACGUCAACAGCAACAGGAACUCUCACAGGAGCCUAUCGGGCUGUCCAAUAGCGGCUGCAGAGAAACUGGCCAAAGCCCAUGAGAAACAUCAGUCAUGUGAUGGAGGCAAAUCCAACCAGGGUUCAGAUCGUGUGCUCAGGCCCAUGUGCUUCGUCAAACAGCUGGAGAUUCCACAGUACGGCUAUAAAAACAACGUGCCCACUUCAACCCCACGAUCCAACCUGGCCAAAGAGUUAGAGAAAUACUCCAAAACCAACUUUGACUACAACAGCUAUGACAACACCAACAUCUACAGCAAACGGCACACUACUGUACCCAAAGUCCACAGUCGGGACACACUGGCCAAAACUGAUGAUGUGAAGCGCUACUGCAAGAGCUCCAGUUCAGCAAGCAGCACCACCAGUAGCUACGGGCCCAGCAGCAGCAGCCUGAGCUGUGGAGGAGGAGGAGGAGGAGGAGCGAGCAGCGCCAGCAGCACCUGCAGCAAAAGCAGCUUCGACUUCACACACGAAAUGGAGGCGGCGCACAUGGCUGCUACCGCCAUCCUCAACCUCUCCACCCGCUGCAGAGAGAUGCCCCAGAGCCUGAGCGGGAAACCCCUGGAGAUCUGCACACAGUCUGAUGAUCUGGAUCCCUUCCAGGACAUUUUAGAGGACAGCGCGUACACUACUGAUGUUGGCAUUCCCACUCCCAAACCAAAAUUCCCACCUUGCAAAGAAAGCAAAAAGGACCUGAUAACUCUUUCAGGUUGUCCUUUAGCAGAUAAAAGCAUUCGGAGUAUGAUGGCCACUAACUCACAAGAACUCAAGUGCCCGACCCCGGGCUGUGAUGGCUCGGGACAUAUCACUGGCAACUACGCUUCACACAGAAGUUUGUCAGGAUGUCCACGGGCUCGGAAGACUGGAAUAAAGAUAAUACACAAUAAAGAGGACAAGGAAGACCAGGAGCCGAUCAGGUGUCCGGUUCCUGGUUGUGACGGUCAGGGUCACAUAACGGGUAAAUAUGCGUCGCACCGCAGCGCGUCUGGCUGCCCUCUAGCGGCCAAACGACAGAAGGACGGCUUUAUCAACGGCCCCCAGUUCACGUGGAAGGCUGGGAAGACGGAUGGCAUGACGUGUCCCACUCCAGGCUGUGACGGCUCUGGACACGUCAGCGGCAGUUUCCUGACCCACAGAAGUCUCUCCGGUUGUCCACGUGCCACAGCAGCAAUGAAGAAAGCCAGACUAUCAGGAGUGGAGAUGCUCACAAUAAAACAGCAAUCAAGCAAUGGAUUAGACUGUGACACAGAUGUUAAACAGCUGGAUGAAGAUAUUAAAGAUUUAAAUGAAUCAAAUUCACAGGUGGAGGCGGAUAUGAUCAAACUUAGAACACAGAUUACCACAAUGGAGUCUAACCUGAAGUCUUUAGAGGAAGAAAACAAGAAAUCACUUCACAAAGAGACUCCAGUUAGACAUAACAGCUGUUUACAUCAGAGAGAGCCGAUGAGUGAACAGAACUUUGACGCAUACGUGACCACGCUAACGGACAUUUACACAAAUCAAGAUCACUAUCAGAGUCCAGAGAACAAGGCCCUGCUAGAAAAUAUCAAACAAGCGGUGCAAGGCAUUCAAGUCUAGCACCUCAGAACGUUCCUAAAUGGAAAGAAUACUGGGGAAAGAAGAAGCUUCCAGAAAAAAAAAAUAAUCCUAAUAAUCGAGUGGGAUGCCUCAUGCUUUGCUGUUGUAGUUUAUCAAACAGUGUUAAAAUCAUGUUUUUUUUUUUUUGUUUUUUUUUUUAAGUGUUAUGCUGGCUAAACAUGGUUUUUCUUUGGGUUUAUUUUUCUGGCCUUGCUUUAAAAAAAAUAAUGAUCUGCAAAAUAGUUUUUGAAAGUAUUCAGAUUUUGUACGUUUUCACAUUGGCUGAUGUAAUGUGAUUCAUUCUUCUGGCUGCUCAGUGAUGCACCUUUAAGUGUAUAUUUUGAAACAGUAAUGCACCUACUACUGAACAAAAGUUGACGUUUGCUGAAAGAGUGUCAAGAACUGGAAAAAGGUGGCCAUUGAACAUUUCUGUUUUAGUUAAAUCUCUUUUUUGGCCCAUUUUUCCUGAGGAGAAGAAUCUGCCUAAUAAUUAUGCACACCUUGAUAUAGGGUGUCGAUCUCCUUAGGCCACACCCUCCCUCGUUACACAAAUAUACAUUCAAGUUUAUACCGCUUGGACUUGGAAAUCAUGGAUAAAAUGAUGAUAUGGUCAAAAUAAUAACUUGCCUAAUAAUUGUGCACUCAGUGUAUGUGUAAGGUUGGGGCAGGUGGAGGGGGUGGUAUGUGAAUGUUUUAUUUUAAACGUCAAUAAGCUUAUGGUGGAGACUUUUUUUACUGCUUCAAACUGCAAAAGGAAAUGCUUUGAUUAUUUGUAGCUUCGUUGUUUAAUUUGCAUCAUUGUAACAACAAUAGCGGCUCUAAACAUCACAUCGAGAAUGAUUUGGUCUCUUCUUGAAAUAGCAGUAACCAGAAUGGAACGGUCACAGCAAUAUAUGACUUAACCAUGUGUAUAAAAAAAAGAGAUGCAAUCUAUGUGGUGGGUAUAUGCAAUUUCAUGUUUAUAAACAGUGGAAGCUACAAAAUCUUUUUACUAUAUGUAAAUGAUUGAUUUUUAUAUAAAUCUUUUAAUACAAAUGUUUUAAAGGGACGGAAAGGUGAAAAUUAGGUUUAGAGACCAAUGCUCUAUGAGUUUCAUUUUGUUCCUGUAUACAGUGCUGCUGGAUGUUUGUACAGUACGGAAACUAAAGCAGAAGGCAUCUGUAAAGAAUAUAGACAAUGAAAACGGGACCUACAGGGUUUUUGACCCCCACCUUUGUGCCAGAAGACUAUUUGCACUUAUCCCACCUUGGGUCGAUGUGCAAUCUCCAAGUGUCUCUUUGGCACGAGGAAGACAUGAUGACAGACGUUCAGUGGUGUGAGGAGAUGAGAGAUUACAGGGAUUUGAAAUAUUAAUGUGGACAAUAUCUUUACGAGAAAUAUUGUGAAUAUUUAAAUAAUAAUGCUAGUACACUGAGUAUGUUCAACAACAUACAAAAUAAUCCCCAGCAGCACUUUAUGUCUAAUCACUGUACAAAAUCAUUAAAGAGUAGUCAAUCGAAAUAAAGCAUUUUAAGAAAAAAAAAUAAAUCUCCCAAUGCAAUGGUAUCGGUUGUUCAAGUCAGCGGUAGAGUUCGGGGGUGUUGCGGCAUCACGUGCACCCCUCAUUUCCAUUGUACUUUUAGCUGUAGCAGCCUUGUUAAUACCUUACUCGAAGCUAAUGCAAAGGUGCUUGUACUUCACUGGGUCUUGUCCAUUGUACUAAUCAGUCCUUUUAAGGGCUCCAUAAAUCAUGCACAGCAUCACAUCUGCAGCUUUUUGCAAAUAUAGUAAUGCUUUCGAUAGAGAAAAUGCUAGUAUCAGUUUUUGAAUCGAUUAUCAUCAUCUGUACAAUGGAAAUGGGAGUUAAAGCACAAACAUGCUGCUCAUUUACUGUCCGUGCAUAUUACCUUUUUUUAUUUAUUUUUUUAUACUGUAUGUGACUGAUUACUCAAAGUAAAAUGAAAGAAGUCACAUAUUCGAAUGCCGAGUUUUCAUAUGAAUUAUUGUGAAUUCAUGAGUUUACUUAUCUGACAUGUUUCAUUUCAAGGUUGAUUUGUUUAAUCAUUAAUGAAGACAGGAUUUUGUAUAAACUAUUGUGCUCUCUGUGGAACUGGAGUUUGAUUUAUUUUUGUACAAUACAGCAUGAAUUUGUUUUCAUUUUACUAUAAAUGUGUGAGAUCACAAGUUACGGUGAUUUUUCAUUUUUAAAUCGUGAAAUUUGUACAAUAUUUGUCAUGCUGGAUGUUGAUACAUCGUACUCUGAAUAAAGAAAAUGGUG
Messenger RNA from Carassius auratus (goldfish), 6762 nucleotides. RefSeq names its product myelin transcription factor 1-like protein. Gene Ontology annotation, cellular component: nucleus. Gene Ontology annotation, molecular function: DNA-binding transcription factor activity, RNA polymerase II-specific; RNA polymerase II cis-regulatory region sequence-specific DNA binding; zinc ion binding. The record is from RefSeq and is a predicted model, not a curated record. NCBI's taxonomy places the organism in Eukaryota, Metazoa, Chordata, Actinopteri, Cypriniformes, Cyprinidae. The coding region runs from base 1140 to 4505 and encodes 1121 amino acids. Gene Ontology annotation, biological process: regulation of transcription by RNA polymerase II. The transcript is spliced from 22 exons.